AUGCACAUCUGUUUGUUUAGAUUAUCUCAAUUCCCUGCUUCAUCAUUCAAAUCGUUUAGUUANUCAUUCGAAGAGCAUGUGGAACACAUCCAACAACUGUUAUCCAUUCUAUCGAAGUACAACUUCCAACUCAAUCCACCGAAAUGCAAGUUAUUCCAACGGGAAAUUGAAUAUUUAUCUCACGUCAUUUCCGAAAAUGGAUUUCAACCGAAUGGUGAAAGAAUACGAUCAAUCAAAAAUUUAAGGGAACCCUCUACUCUGGUAGAGGCGAACAAGUUCCUGGGGGGUUUAUCUUGGUACAGAAAAUUUAUUCCUGGAUUCGCAUCGAUAGCUGCACCGAUACACAAAAUAACGAAUUUAACCAAGGAAAACAAGAAGAAUUUCAAAUGGGAAGAGCCACAACAUAAGGCAUUCUUGAAAUUGAAACAACAUCUGGUGACUUCUCCAUUAUUUCUUGAUUAUCCAAAUGAUGCUUAUCCAGUUAUCUUAACGACAGACGCAUCGAAAAUAGGCAUUGGUGGAACAUUACAACAGAAUAUUAAUGGUGAAAUGAAGAAUCUCUAUUAUCAUUCUCAAGUGACGUCAUCCACUCAAAAGAGAUACGAUCCGAUUGAAUUAGAAGCGUUGGCAAUCUGGAUGUGUUUUCAACGUAUGAAGCCCUAUUUAUUAGGACGAUCUAUUAUCAUCUACACGGAUCAUUGUCCAUUAUGUAACAUGAUGAAUUCGACAGUGAAAAAUCGAAGAGUGGAUCGAAUAUCGAUCUUAUUGCAGGAAUUCAACAUCGAAAAAGUUAUCCACAUCAAGGGUCAACACAAUUGCUUAGCCGAUUAUUUGUCUCGACAUCCAAUUACAAGAGAAGAAGAAUUAUUUGAUGAAGAUUAUGGGAUUGCAAAGCAAGUGAAGUGGGAACCGACUGCUACAGUGCGUGUUUCUGAUGGAACUCCUCCACUAGUGGGAGCUGUUCUGACGCGAUCUAAAGCAAAGCAGUUACAAGCAAAGCAAGACCAAGACGUGAUGGAAACUACACCACCUGAACAAAAGAAAACAACGACACCGCCUGCGGAAGAAAAAACCGAUCCACAAGCACAAUCUCCAUCGAAAGAUGAUCAUAAUUACGAAUUCGAUAUGGAGAAAUUGAAGGUCGAACAAACGAACGAUUCAAUCAUUGAACAGAAGAUCACAGAGGCCAAGAAGAAUCCAACUAAAUGUUCUUAUGAAUUCAAAGAUGGCCUGUUAUACAAAUUAAUGCCGAUGCGUGCCAACUCCAAGACGAAGAAGAAACUUAUUUAUGUACCAUCAUCAAUGAUCGAUGGCCUACUCCGGAUUUAUCACAAUCAUCCACUUGCUGGACAUUUUGGAGUUCAACGAACAUACCUGAAGAUCAAGAGCAAGUACUGGUGGCCGGAUAUGCAUCAGUCGAUUACACGAUACAUACAAUCAUGUUUACCAUGCCAACAGCACAACGUUAGUCGAGUGAAAAAGCCUGGUCAUUUACAACCGAUCACUCCCCCAGAAGGACCAUUUCAAUUAAUUGGUAUGGACUACUGCGGUCCACUUAAAUCAACACCUCGUGGAAAUCAAUAUGUACUCUGCAUUACAGAUUACUUCACAAGAUGGAUAGUCGCUGUUGCUGUACCUGAUUGCUCGGCACAAACAACUGCCGAAGCACUAUUCAAUGAAUACAUUUGCAGAUAUGGGGUACCGGCAGCGAUAUUAUCCGAUCAAGGCACACAUUUCCACAAUCAGUUGAUGGAAGCAAUGGCGAAAUUAGUGGGAUACAAUCACACAUAUUCAACCACUUAUCAUCCUCAAUCGAACGGCAUGAUCGAAAGAUUCAACGCGACAUUUAUCCCGCAAAUCGCCAAACUUCAGGAUCGAGAAAACAACAAUUGGGAUGAAUUCUUGGCACCGGUGGUGUUCGCAUACAACACUGGAACCCACUCGACAACUGGAUACUCACCAUAUCAGUUAUUAUUUGGCAGAGAACCGAGAUUACCAACGGAUAAACCUGCAUCAGCAUUCACAUUUCGGAAGCCGAACGAUUAUUAUGAACAAUUGAGGAAAAAUAUGAAGUUAAUGCAUCGAUACGCACAUGAAAACAUGACAAACAGACAAAAUCAAUAUAAAAAACAUUAUGACAAACACCGAUCCGACCCUCGAUAUUCAAUCAAUGAUCGUGUUUUGAUUCGGAAACAUGGUUUGAAGAACAAGCUAGAUCCGAAAUAUUCAGUCACUCGUCAAGUUAUCGUUCGUGAGGAACACCCUGUGUAUAUUGUGAAAGACGAAGUAACUCAGAGUGAAACGCGAGUGCACAUAAAUGAUAUAAGACCCAUUUAUGUUUCAAAAUCCAAAUAA
Adineta ricciae is the source of this 2355-nucleotide messenger RNA. The record is from the annotation of a GenBank genome assembly. Lineage: Eukaryota; Metazoa; Rotifera; Eurotatoria; Adinetida; Adinetidae.